Messenger RNA from Cynocephalus volans (Philippine flying lemur), 2115 nucleotides. It is a transcript of the gene TERF2IP, whose product is annotated as TERF2 interacting protein. The transcript has 3 exons. The record is from RefSeq and is a predicted model, not a curated record. NCBI's taxonomy places the organism in Eukaryota, Metazoa, Chordata, Mammalia, Dermoptera, Cynocephalidae. Gene Ontology annotation, cellular component: shelterin complex. The coding region runs from base 131 to 1351 and encodes 406 amino acids. Gene Ontology annotation, molecular function: telomeric repeat DNA binding. Gene Ontology annotation, biological process: telomere maintenance via telomere lengthening; regulation of DNA-templated transcription.
CCUCAUUAUCUGCUGCGCAGGCGCAGUGCUGGGCUUACCGGUCUCGGGUUUGUGGGUACUUCUCCGUCCGUUGCGUACUGUGUGCCAGGCGUUUUUGGUGGGGCUGCUUCUCUUACGCCCGGUGUCAGACAUGGCGGAGGCGAUGGAUUUGGGCAAAGACCCCAACGGGCCUACCCAUUCCUCGACUCUGUUCGUGAGGGAGGACGGCAGCUCCAUGUCCUUCUACGUGCGGCCUAGCCCGGCCAAGCGCCGGCUGUCGACGCUCAUCCUGCACGGCGGCGGCACCGUGUGCCGGGUGCAGGAACCGGGGGCCGUGCUGCUGGCCCAGCCCGGGGAGGCGUUGGCCGAGACCUCUGGCGACUUCAUCUCCACGCAGUACAUCCUGGACUGCGUGGAGCGCAACGAGCGGCUCGAGCUGGAGGCCUAUAGGCUAGGUCCGGCCUCGGCGGCCGACCAGGACCCGGAGACAAAGCCCGGGGCUUCGGCGGAGGGCGCCGCGGAGCUCGAGCUGCAGCCGCUCUCGGGGCGGAUCGCCUUCACGAACGCGGACGACGUGGCCAUCUUGACCUACGUGAAGGAAAAUGCCCGCUCGCCCAGCUCCGUCACCGGCAACGCCUUGUGGAAGGCAAUGGAGAAAAGCUCUCUCACGCAGCACUCGUGGCAGUCCCUGCGUGACCGUUACCUCAAGCACCUGCGGGGCCAGGAGCAUAAGUACCUGUUGGGGGACGCCCCAGUGAGCCCCUCCUCCCAGAAGCUCAAGCGGAAGGCUGAGCAAGACCCCGAGGCUGCGGAUAGCGGCGGUGAGGCCUGUCGCUGCGCGGAACCACAGAAUAAGAGAACUCCAGACUUGCCUGAAGAAGAAUAUGUGAAAGAAGAGAUCAAGGAGAAUGAUGAAGCAGUGAAAAAGAUGCUUGUAGAAGCCACCCGGGAGUUUGAGGAAGUUGUGGUGGACGAGAGCCCUGAUUUUGAAAUACAUAUAACGAUGUGUGAUGAUGAUCCACCCACACCUGCGGAAGACUCAGAAACACAGCCUGAUGAGGAGGAGGAAGAAGAAGAAGAAGAAAAAGUUUCCCCACCAGAGGUGGGAGCUGCCAUUAAGAUCAUCCGGCAGUUAAUGGAAAAGUUUAACUUGGAUCUAUCAACAGUUACACAGGCCUUCCUAAAAAAUAGUGGUGAGCUGGAGGCCACUUCCUCCUUUUUAGAGUCUGGUCAGAGGGCUGAUGGAUACCCCAUUUGGUCCCGACAAGAUGAUAUAGAUUUGCAAAAAGAUGAUGAGGAUACCAGAGAUGCAUUGGUCAAAAAAUUUGGUGCUCAGAAUGUAGCUCGGAGGAUUGAAUUCCGAAAGAAAUAAUUGGUAUGAUAAUGAGAAAAGAAAGAAGGCAUGGCAGAUGAGGCGGGUUAAAAAAAAAAUUUGUGACCAUUGAACUUUAAAGAGUUCUUAUAUUAGAACUGACACUUAGCUUUUGACCAGUGUUGUUGUUGCUCUGUGAGUCCUAGAUUUUGUAGCCAAGCAGAAUUAUGUAGGAGGAUAAAUAAAAGAAAUUGGAUAUAUUUUGAGCUGUUCCUGGCAAAUAUCAGUGUGUUUGUGAAAGGAAAGUCUGUACUACAGAGUGGUUGGUCUUCUUAGUAGUAGCUCUUUGCUGGAAUGAAACUCCUGCUAUAUAUUGUUACCAGGAGCUAGAGACAAAGGAGGAAAAUUAGGAGGCCUAGUUCUUUUCAGGCAGCAUGAAUAAAGAACCUCCUAUCCUUUGGCAGAAGCUCCUCUAGAUUGUGAUAGAUUCUUAAUCUAGAAAUAUGGAAAGAUUUAAUUACAAAGCCUUGAACGUGGACUAUCCCGAUCCCUUACAUCCCCCAGUGAGCUCUGAUUUCUAGACUGCUUUGAAAAUCGUAUAUUCCCUUUGCUAACUUAAUAUUUGGAGACCCUGCUACUUGGCUGUUCUUUUCAAAUCCUUCUAAGUCAAGUCUCUAGCAUGUUUCUGUACCUACCACUCAGCUUUGUUCAAAAGACAAAAAAUUCUAGUCUUAUUCUAUUAAUAAUAAUGUGUUUUUAUUUAUUGAGCAUAAUUUUGUGAUAAGAAUUGUAUUAGAUUUAAAAGUGGAUUGAUUCCACUUUGU